AUGUCCACUCCCUCCACUCUAAUUAGCAUUACCACUGCCAACAGCUCCCGCCCCGUAAGGCGCAGCUCCAAUGACUCAAUUCUCUCUUCGGCUCUAUCGUCGGAUCACUCAUCGGACGAUUUAGUUGUCACCCCCGAAGCUCCCGCACCUAGUCGUUCACCAGUGCCGCCGCUACAGCCAGUUCCACGUACACCUAACCGGACGGUCCGGUUUGCUCUAGACGAGACUCCUGGCGAUGAUCAGGAGGAAGAGACGGGAGAUCGCUGGACGGCAGAGGAGGAUUAUCUCCAUAGUGACGAUGAGGACGAAGGAUUGCUAGGUCGCAGGCCAACUUCGCAGUUUGAGUUCGGAGAGCUUCUGGAGAAUGCGCGUCCAAAGAGCGGUAUGAAGAUGGCGUUCAUGAAUAUGGCCAAUAGUAUCAUUGGUGCGGGUAUCAUUGGACAGCCAUAUGCAUUUCGACAAGCUGGGCUUGGAAUGGGUAUAUUCUUGUUGGUGGGAUUGACGAUAACGGUCGAUUGGACCAUCAACUUAAUAGUAAUAAACUCCAAACUCAGUGGGACAAAGUCGUUUCAAGCUACCGUCAGUGCUUGUUUUGGAAGACCUGGAUUGAUCGCGAUUUCUGUUGCACAAUGGGCGUUCGCCUUCGGAGGCAUGAUAGCCUUCUGUAUAAUAGUCGGCGACACAAUUCCACACGUUAUAUAUGCGCUCUUCCCAUCUGCGGAUUCCAAUGCUAUACUCAGCAUAUUCACGAAUCGAAGAGCAUGUAUUGUAAUCUUCAUACUUACAAUAUCCUACCCAUUGAGCUGGUACCGUGAUAUUGCAAAGCUUGCGAAAGCGUCUACUCUAGCGCUCAUAUCAAUGCUCAUCAUUGUCCUCACAGUGAUAACACAAGGCUUCACCGUGCCCGAAGAUAUGAAAGGCAAGCUUGGAAAAGACAUGCUUCUAAUCAAUGAUGGAGUAUUCCAAGCCAUUGGUGUCAUCUCGUUCGCAUUUGUAUGCCACCAUAACUCACUCCUGAUCUAUGGCUCCCUCAAAACACCUACUCUGGACCGCUUUGCGCAAGUAACUCACUACUCCACGGGAAUCUCCAUGAUUGCCUGUCUUCUUAUGGCCGUCUGUGGCUUCCUCACAUUCGGUGACAAAACCGAAGGCAAUGUCCUCAACAACUUCCCUUCCAACAACGUCAUGGUUAACAUUGCGCGCUUCUGUUUUGGCCUCAAUAUGCUAACCACGCUCCCGCUGGAAGCCUUUUAUGAAGCGUCAUCUCAUCUUCGGGACCUCGCACGUUGUCUCUGCAAUGGUACUGUCGCUUCUUACAUGUGA
Molecule: messenger RNA, 1323 nt
Organism: Morchella sextelata
Lineage: Eukaryota; Fungi; Ascomycota; Pezizomycetes; Pezizales; Morchellaceae
Exons: 8
Coding region: 1-1323 (440 amino acids)
Biological process (GO): amino acid transmembrane transport
Cellular component (GO): endoplasmic reticulum
Molecular function (GO): amino acid transmembrane transporter activity
Source: RefSeq, a predicted model, not a curated record